GGUCUGGUGGGAUACGUGCUAUACGAUGUCGUAGUUUCAUCGAAUACCCGAAUUAUACUGUGAAGUGAAAUACGGAGUAACUGUAAAACGUGGCAAUAGCAGGUCAAGGAUUGGGAAGAUGGAAGCAAACAGUAGCUCGAAUUCAACAAGAAAUGCAUCAUCUCUUCGAUGGAAGAUUCUUAAACGUGCUAUUCUUGGUGGUCCUUCAUCCAAUUCAGAUAAUCAAUCUGAAGUGGGUAUUCAGCGAAUAUCAAGAAAGGCAACCCACAGCUUCAAUUUGAUACCAUGCCGUGUGAAGAAAGAUUCCCCUGAAGAAAUCUUGGAUUCUUCGUUAUCAGAGAAGAAGCAGUUGCACAGCUCGCGAGAUGCUGUUUUCUGCUACACAUUGCCUGUUGCCAAUGCUCCUCAACUUCUUCUCCAUCAGAGAGUGGAUGAUAUUGCGAAUCUUAGUGACUUUGAGGUCUGUAACAAAUAUGAUAUUGACAACACUGGGCUUGUCUGUCAAUGGCCGUCUGAGGAAGUCCUUGCUUACUACUGUUUGGCACAUCCAGACACGUUCAGGCAGAAAAGUGUCAUUGAACUUGGAUCUGGAUAUGGCUUAGCUGGAUUAGCUGUUGCAAUGACAACAGAAGCAUUAGAAGUUAUCAUAUCAGAUGGAAAUCCUCAAGUCGUUGGUUAUAUACAGCAUAAUAUAAAUGCCAACUUUGGUGGAUUUGGUAGUACAGAAGUGAAGCCAUUGAUGCUACAUUGGGGUCUGGAUAAAGACUCAAAUUUCUCCAACAAAUUUGAUAUUAUCAUCGCAAGUGACUGCACUUUUUUUAAGGAAUUCCAUCCAGAACUUGUCCAAACCAUCAAAUUGUUGCUGAAAAGGGAGGUCUCCUCUGAAGCCAUACUUUUCAGUCCCAACAGAGGUGAUUCAUUGGACAAGUUUCUACUAAAAGUGAAAGAUAGUGGCUUGCGUUUCAGCGUAGAUGAGAUCUAUCAUACAGAAGUUUGGAAAUGUCAUCAGGGAUUCGUUAAUGGUGAUGAUUCCUGGCCUAACUAUGAGAUGGAUCAUUGCUAUCCUUUAUUGGUCAGAAUUACGUGGUGAACAUUCGCAAUGCAGGUUUACUGCUGUUUCAAUAGUUGAUCGAAGUGAAAUGUUUAACUCUGGAAGAAUGUUCUGAUUCGCAUUGAAGGACAGUUGAACUUCACAUCUUCACUUGAACAGAAGCAUCACUUAGAUUUACUAAAAGAAGGCCACCUUAGUUCAGCAAGUUCCUUCUUUUUUCCAUAGUAUUUCAGCAAAUAGUUUGAUAUCAUAGCAGUUUUAUAUCUAGAUUAAUUUUUUGUAUCGUCAGUUCUCAAUUGUUUAUUAAGGUGUUGAUUCACAUACUAUAUGAAGAGGAGUUUAAUAUCCUGAAUUA
Nicotiana tabacum (common tobacco) is the source of this 1406-nucleotide messenger RNA. Its product is annotated as calmodulin-lysine N-methyltransferase. Gene Ontology annotation, cellular component: cytoplasm. Lineage: Eukaryota; Viridiplantae; Streptophyta; Magnoliopsida; Solanales; Solanaceae. The record is from RefSeq and is a predicted model, not a curated record. Gene Ontology annotation, molecular function: calmodulin-lysine N-methyltransferase activity.